AUGUCUCGUGAAUAUCCAGAUAUGUGCGUUGAUGAACAUCAAUUGUUCGGAACUUUAACAGGUUUAACAUCUGGUCUUCUUCUAUCCUCGUUAGCUGUCAACAACCAUAAAAUGGAACGCUAUCCGUAUCGAAAAUUGAUAGUACCUUUUGGAGAAUUACGUAGUGAAAAGACAUUCAACAUCGAUCAUCAAACUGUUAUUAUACAACGAUCAUCGUCAGUAUCUUUUCUUCAUCAAUAUUUUGUUUUUAUUUUAAAUGAUCGAUUAAAAAUUUUACAAUCGAUUGAUAGUUCCACUGGUUGGCUUUAUUUAGCAUUCUUACAUACAAUGACAUCUCAUCCUUUACCAGAUCAGUAUACUGGAAUGACUGGAAUGGAACGGGCUUUUCAAUUAUUACAUUCAGCUGGUUGUUGGUCAGAUCAACCAUUUGAUUUUCUUUCUCUAAAUAUAUUGAGUCAAAUUGCUGACAUAUCACCAAAAGUAGAUUACUAUCCAGAACAUCUAACUCGUAUGGCAAAAAUAGAUUGGAAUAAUAAUGGUAUACCUUAUUCCAUGCAACAUUUCGGAUACUAUUUGAUAGCAAAACAACUAAUUGAAACAACCCAACAGUUGGGGUUCAUGUAUUCAUCAUCCAUUUGUACUAAGAUGCCUGAGAUAUUUGAAAACAAAUUGUACAAUGAAUCAUUGUUAAAAAUACUUUAUUGGAAUUAUCGAGACUCGUACAAUCCUAUUGCUAGGCUACCCACAGAGAUAGAAGAAAAUAUCUUGUGCUCAUUACACGCAACACCAUAUCAAACAGCUCCAAAUUAUUGUUCACAUGCAAUUAAUCACACCAUUGUUCGACCUAUUGAUGAUCUGUACAAGAAAGGAAAUGUUAACCUUAAAGACUGUUCUCGGCAACAUUGGUUACCCUUGUCCCAAUGGCUGAAUGAUGAAAACAAUUUGAAAACUACAUGGAUUGGUUUAUUGAAAAUGAUUCAUAAUCUCAAGGUAACAACAAUUUUAAACAAUCGAGACGAAAUCGAGCGGUGUGAAAAGUUAAUCAAUUUUCUGUAUUACGUCUCCGGUAAACUUAAAACCAAACCAUUUUAUUUUCAAAUGCUUAAAAAAGCAUUGAAAAUGCCUGCUGCAUUAAUGACUAUUGUCACAUGUCCUCCAUUCAUCGAAUAUUCCGAUAUUGAAGAAAUUUCAGUUAUAAGAAAGCGAAUCAAUCUACCGAGUGAUUAUACUUCAGAUAUACGAAAUCGAAUAAUAGCAGAAAUCGAACAUUCUUGGCAGAAUAAUUGUUAUUAUGAAGACAAAAGUAAACUGACAACUUCUAGUGAAAGGCUUCAGGUUAAUAAGUUAUUAACGUCUUGGGGAAAUAAUAGAAAACUUCGUUCUUUCCUAGAGUCUAUUCAAAAUCUUCUUUGUUCGGCUCCAAUAGAACAGUUCUGUACUAAUAUAUUAUACAAUCCUCAGAAGUUCGCAGGUGAAUCAGUUGAAGAACACUAUCAACUACAAGUCAAAUGGACAAACAAAUUAAUCGAUAAAAAGCUGUUAGAAAGUGCUUUUAGAAAAUUUUACUUUCCUAAUACAGGUCAUUUCAAUAAGUCUAAAAUCUCUUCUCAAACUGCUAAUAAAAGAGUUACGUUUCCAAAUCAUAUUUUCCCUUCUGUCAAUCAUAAAGAGACUACUUUGAGUGAAAUUGGCAAUUAUUUUGAAAAUCAGUUAAAUAAAAGUUGGAAAAAGUUUUUAUUGGAUGAACCAUCUCGAAAAGAAGAUCCUUCGAUCGAAGAAAUUAAAGAACGUCUUAACUGCUUGCAGAAAGAAUCCACACAAAGCUGGAAUGCAUUGAUAGAAUCUAUUACAGCAUCUAAUGAACAAUUAUUCGAAAUAGGUUUGCUCUCACGAAUCACUCCGACAAACCUCAUCACUCUGUUACAACAAAAUAUAGAAAAAUGUCCUUUGAAUAAUGAUCAAAUUACAUUACUAGGCGGUACUCUAGUCUGUUGGACACUAGAGCUACAGUUAGAAAGAGCGUUGCACUAUGCGAUUCAUGAUAAAUUGGCAGAUUUUGUAAAAGAAAUAUCAAAUAUACCACAUUCAAAUUGGAAACCAUUUGAACAUGUUUUUUGGCUAAUCUUAGAACUGGAAAUGAACAUAACCAUUCGAGAAAUUCAAAUAGAUGUGGCACGUCAUAUGAUGCAAACAGGUAUGGCAACAAAUCAGACUACAGUAAAAAAUCUGGUAAUGCAAAUGAAUAUGGGAGAAGGCAAAACGUCUGUCAUUUUACCAAUGUUAGCUGCUAGUUUAGCUUUAUCUGAUUCCAGUUUAGUUCGUAUAGUAGUUCUUAAAUCUUUAUUCCCAACAAAUUAUCAAUCAUUACGAUGUAGAUUCCCUAGGGAAAAUCUUUGA
Messenger RNA from Rotaria sp. Silwood2, 2397 nucleotides. Lineage: Eukaryota; Metazoa; Rotifera; Eurotatoria; Philodinida; Philodinidae. The record is from the annotation of a GenBank genome assembly.